This is a messenger RNA of Phyllopteryx taeniolatus (common seadragon), 1155 nucleotides long. RefSeq lists its product as uncharacterized. NCBI's taxonomy places the organism in Eukaryota, Metazoa, Chordata, Actinopteri, Syngnathiformes, Syngnathidae. The record is from RefSeq and is a predicted model, not a curated record. The coding region runs from base 442 to 1155 and encodes 237 amino acids. The transcript is spliced from 3 exons.
UCGACCAAUCAGCUCUCUCUAUCCACUCGUCUUGUCCAGGUGUCCCUCGUUGUCUCAUCAAUUUGUUUGUAUUUAGUUCCCUGGUUUCUUUCAGUUCUCGUCGGUUCAUUGUCGUUGUCACAUGUCUUGCCAUGUGAUUGUCGCUCAGGUAUUUCACUAGUCAUGUCUUGUUUCUUGUUUUGGGUUCACUCAAGUGUUUCUUUGUUACUUUGUGUUUAGAUUUUGGACUUUGUUAAUUUAGCAUUUAGACUUUUUCAUGAUCUUUGUUUUCCUUUGUUUUUGGAAUUAAAUAUUAUUAUUUUGAGAUUCCCGCACUCCUGCCUUGCCUCCCUGCUUCCCUGCAAUUGGGUCCACCAUGUUCUUUCCUUGCGUUCCUCGCCUUCGCCCUAACCAUGUACGUGACAGAAUGAACCUACCAGAACAGGACCCAGCGGGAAGAACAUGGCGUCACCCUGGACACCACCAAACUGCCUCCCACCGUCCUCAGCCUGCCAUCCAUACCUACUCUCCUUCAGUUUUUCCACGGCUCCAAUUAAGUCAAGUCAAACCUGCCACCAUGUUCAGUACCAGCCAUUUUUCCAAGUUCACCUUCCCGAGACCUUGUGCACUCUGCCACUCCCGUACCCUCUACUCCCAAACCUCAAUGGCGGCAGGCUGAGGAAGCGACUGCAGGCUCCCGUUCCGGCUCCUCUCGGCAGCUGCGGCAGGCUCCCGUUCCGGCUCCUCUCGGCAGCUGCGGCAGGCUCCCGCCCCGGCUCCCCCCGUCCAGCGGCCGCAGGCUCCCGCCCCGGCUCCCCCGUCCAGCGGCCGCAGGCUCCCGCCCCGGCUCCCGCCCCGGCUCCCGCCCCGGCUCCCGCCCCGGCUAGCGGCCGCAGGCUCCCGCCCCGGCUCCCCCCGUCCAGCGGCCGCAGGCUCCCGCCCCGGCUCCCCCCGUCCAGCGGCCGCAGGCUCCCGCCCCGGCUCCCCCCGUCCAGCGGCCGCAGGCUCCCGCCCCGGCUCCCCCCGUCCAGCGGCCGCAGGCUCCCGCCCCGGCUCCCCCCGUCCAGCGGCCGCAGGCUCCCGCCCCGGCUCCCCCCGUCCAGCGGCCGCAGGCUCCCGCCCCGGCUCCCCCCGUCCAGCGGCCGCAGGUACAUCCAUGGCUGUGCAAUGUUCUAA